GUGUAAGACUCUAUAUAAAAUAAAAUUAGUAGACUAGUACAAUAUGUCGUACGAUGAUAUAGAUAAUGCUGUUCCCGACAUUGUGAUUGGCGGCACCAUGGAGGAUCCAGAAAAUGAAUAUCACUAUGAUAUCGAAAGUGAUAAUGAAUUAGGUGAUGAACAGAUCAAAGAAGAAGUAGAGACUAAAGAAAAGAAAUCCGUUGCAUUUGCUGGAUUAGAUGAUGAAUUUGAUGAAGAAGAAGCCAGAAGAGAAUUUGAAGAAGGUGGAGGAUUACCUGAACAACCAGAAAAUCCUGAUUUUAGUCAAUAUACUCCAACCUCUGCUGAUAUUAUUAAUAGACAAGCUACUAUAAAUAUUGGUACUAUUGGUCAUGUUGCUCAUGGUAAAUCAACUGUUGUUAGAGCUAUAUCUGGAGUUCAAACUGUUCGUUUUAAAGAUGAAUUGGAAAGAAAUAUUACUAUUAAAUUAGGUUAUGCUAAUGCUAAAAUCUAUAAAUGUGAUAAUGAAGAAUGUCCUGAACCAGAUUGUUAUAAAUCAUUUAAAUCAGAUAAAGAAAUCAGACCAAAAUGUGCUCGUCCUGGAUGUACCGGAAGAUAUAAAUUACUCAGACAUGUUUCAUUUGUUGAUUGUCCAGGUCAUGAUAUUUUAAUGAGUACUAUGUUGUCAGGUGCUGCUGUUAUGGAUGCUGCUCUUUUAUUAAUUGCUGGUAAUGAAAGUUGUCCUCAACCUCAAACUUCUGAACAUUUGGCUGCCAUUGAAAUUAUGAAAUUAAAGCAUGUCAUCAUUUUACAAAAUAAAGUAGAUUUAAUGAGAGAAGAAUCUGCUUUAGAACAUCAAAAAUCCAUUUUAUCUUUUAUCAGAGGUACUAUUGCUGAUGGAGCUCCAAUUGUUCCAAUUUCUGCUCAAUUAAAAUAUAACAUUGAUGCUGUCAAUGAAUACAUUGUUAAAUAUAUUCCAGUUCCAUUAAGAGACUUUUCCGCUACUCCAAGAUUGAUUGUUAUUAGAUCUUUCGAUGUUAAUAAACCAGGGGCUGAAAUAGAUGAUUUGAAAGGUGGUGUUGCUGGUGGUUCUAUUUUAACCGGGGUAUUUAAGAUUGGUGAUGAAAUUGAAAUUAGACCAGGUAUUGUUACUAAAGAUGAUAAUGGUAAAAUUCAAUGUAAACCAAUUUUUUCUAAUAUUGUAUCAUUAUUUGCUGAACAUAACGAUUUGAAAUUUGCAGUUCCAGGUGGUUUAAUUGGUGUAGGUACUAAAGUUGAUCCAACUUUAUGUAGAGCUGAUAGAUUAGUUGGACAAGUUGUUGGUGCUAAAAAUAAUUUACCAUCAAUUUAUACUGAUAUUGAAGUCAAUUAUUUCUUAUUAAGAAGAUUAUUGGGGGUUAAGACUGAAGGUCAAAGACAAGGUGCUAAAGUUAAAAGAUUAGAAGCAGGUGAAGUAUUAAUGGUUAACAUUGGAUCAACUGCUACCGGUGCUAAGGUUUUAGCUGUUAAAGCUGAUAUGGCUCGUUUACAAUUAACUUCUCCAGCUUGUACUGAAGUUAAUGAAAAGAUUGCUUUAUCUAGACGUAUAGAUAAGCAUUGGCGUUUGAUUGGUUGGGCUACUAUUAAAAAGGGUACUGUUUUAGAACCUUCUGCAUGAAACUUUUAUGUUUAAUUGGUUUAUUCUAAUUCAUGACAUCAUUGUAUUUAUAGUUUAGUAAUUUAAUAUAUACUAUCUUGUUUAUAAACAAAACAAAACAAAACAAAAUAGAAUCUUGUUAGAUUUCAAAGGCAUCUCUAUACAUC
Molecule: messenger RNA, 1782 nt
Organism: Scheffersomyces amazonensis
Lineage: Eukaryota; Fungi; Ascomycota; Pichiomycetes; Serinales; Debaryomycetaceae
Gene: GCD11
Product: translation initiation factor eIF2 subunit gamma
Exons: 1
Coding region: 44-1636 (530 amino acids)
Biological process (GO): formation of translation preinitiation complex
Cellular component (GO): cytosol; eukaryotic translation initiation factor 2 complex
Molecular function (GO): GTP binding; GTPase activity; tRNA binding
Source: RefSeq, a predicted model, not a curated record